UCUUCCCUGAGCCACAUCUUAUCGCAGAUACGAGCUUUGAGGCUUGGGAUAGAGUGAUGAACGUCAAUCUAAGGGGCGUUUUUGCCUGCCUGAAGUAUCAGCUCCGAAGUAUCGUUGAUGGCGGGAGUAUUGUUAACGUGGCCAGCGCCGCCGGUACUUACGGUGGGCCGAUGAUUAGCCCUUACAUCGCUGCAAAGCAUGGGGUUGUUGGACUCUCGAAGGCAGCCGCUUAUGAAUACGCAGAUAGAAGCAUUAGAGUCAACGCCGUUUGCCCAGGUUGGACGGACACAGUCCUCGCUCAGGAGUUCAUCGAGUCGCUCAACGGCCUGAUCACACCUAAUACGGUUCCUCAGCUUUUCAAACAUUUCGCAAAACCUGAAGAUGUUGCCGGUAUCAUAGUCUUUUUACUGAGUGAUGACAGCAAAUUCGCAACCAAGGGCGUCUUCGCAAUCGAUGGUGGAUACGUGGCGUAG
Molecule: messenger RNA, 473 nt
Organism: Periconia digitata
Lineage: Eukaryota; Fungi; Ascomycota; Dothideomycetes; Pleosporales; Periconiaceae
Source: the annotation of a GenBank genome assembly